Messenger RNA from Pristis pectinata (smalltooth sawfish), 1276 nucleotides. It is a transcript of the gene nicol1, whose product is annotated as chromosome 2 C4orf48 homolog. Bases 164 to 418 code for a protein of 84 amino acids. The record is from RefSeq and is a predicted model, not a curated record. Lineage: Eukaryota; Metazoa; Chordata; Chondrichthyes; Rhinopristiformes; Pristidae. The transcript is spliced from 4 exons.
GGCCGUGUCCCGCCUCCCGGACCAAUCCGCUUCGCCCAUUGGUGGUACUCCACAUCAAUCACACGGCGGCUUUGCCUUUGAAGCCGAGUUGAAAGGGAGGACGGUGGAGUGGCUUGAAAUAUCGUUGUUUUUUUGGGGUGUCUUUUAGACCGUUGGCGCCGCCAUGUUAGCUGCUCGCUCGCUUGGACUCAUCGUCCUACUCGCUACCAGCGGCUUCCUAGCUGAAGCUAAUGCCGACUCCGGCACUGUGAUCCCGGCUGAAAGUCGUCCCUGUGUUGAUUGUCAUGCUUUUGAAUUCAUGCAGAGAGCACUGCAGGACUUGAAAAGAACUGCAAAUAACUUGAAUACAAGGACCGAUGAUCUGCUCCUGAGAGUUGAAAAGCGGGCUUUGUGUGACUGCCUGCCUUCAAACCUAUAGGCUGAUGAAUCGGAGAAGUGCCAUGACACUAUGUUCGGAGUAGAGUCCAAUGAAUCAUGUGACACAUACAAGUGAACUAUGUUUUGAUGAGAAUGUGUUUGAAGGUCAGUUUAGCUGGGAUCUAUGAAGCUUAAUGUCCCUGCAAAUAUUUAAUAUAUUGAGAGCCUUUUCAAAAAGGAGUGAAUAUUCAAUUUAUGAAGCCGCUGUUCUUUGGUAUUCUCCUGUGUCCUCUUUUCACUGUUCCAAAGGGCCUUUUUUUACCAUUCCAUCUCAUGAAUGUUUCCCUUGUCUUCCUCCCCUCUUCCUGAUCCACCAAACCUUAAUUCUUUCAAAUCUACACCUAGUUCACCUAUCCCUAUCCUAUAGACUGAGAAAUUUUUAAUGUGAGGAGUUGUAUCUUGUCCUGACAACUUGUAAGCUUCUUGCAGGUACUGUAAUUUGUUUGUACUUUUAUUUAUACUGUAUUUAAUUAGAAAGCAUGAAAUGUGAUGUAAUGAGAGUUUAAUGUUUCUUAUGUUCUUGCUGGGGAUUAAGCAGGAAAGUGUAGUUAACGCAGCACAUUGGCGUGAUCUUACAGGAUGGCAGAGCAAGCUGUGGUGGGAGGGAUAGAGGGGGAAAUGUAUAUUGCUCACCUUUCCUAUUAUGCUGAUAACACUACAGUGACAUUCCAUUGCAUUUGGUGAGUAGAAUGUACUUUGUGUUGCAAGAUUUAAAUAUUUAGCUGUGGAAAUGUUGUAUGAGAUUGACAAGUAGUUUUAUUAACUUGUAUUGAUCUGAAAAUGUAACUUAUUUAACAGUAAAAAUGCACGGUACGGUUGCCAUUGUAACUUUUUCAAAGUAAAAUUCCAAUCAACAGGA